GGUCCCGAGGGGCUGACCGGUCUGAGGCCUUUACGGCAGGCCCCCAACUCCAACGGGGUGAGCGACUGGACCGACGGGAAGGCUUUCCCGACAGAGGACAGCUGGAGCGGCGUUCCGAAGGAUUCCCGAGCUCCUCACGCCCCAGAGCAGCAGUCGAGCGGCCACGCCGCGCUCCAGCCCCGCCUGGGGGAUAGCACGAAGUUGGGGGAAUGGCCAGCGGAGGCGGACAAAUCGUCGCAGCCCGCGCGGAGGCCGAACGAGUCUCCGGCUCAGACAGAGCUGUCGGUUCAGUCGUCCAUCUUGUCCAGGAGGAGGAUUCGGUCUUUCAUUUCGCCCAUUCCGGCCAAACGACUUUGCCAAGACCCCCGGACCAGAGAGGCGGACGGUCAGUUGGCUCCACCUCACGGCAUUGCCGGUGCAAACCCAUUGCGCAAGGGCGAGCCAGGGAACGAAGCUGCACUGACCAACAGUGGCAAGGACAGCCCCGGGGCCAGCGUCUCUCCAGUGGUCUCCCUCACCAGUCCCGGCAAACUCAAAACUCUCCCCCCCAGGAAGGGCCGGGGAUUGAAGCUGGAGGCCAUUGUGCAGAAGAUCGCGUCCCCCAAUGGGAGGAAGUUCCCCGUGGCAGGAUUACUGGAGGGGGCGUCCGAUGGGGUAACGCUCGAGGAUAUCCUCUCGGUCCGGGAAGGAUGCUGGGAGAGCGAGCACGGGCCCACCGUGCGGCCAGGGGUCAAAGUUCGCGGAGAGGCCACGGCGGAGCCUGAGGCCCAGCUCGGGGGCCCGGGGGUUGCCGGCUGCCCCCAGGGUUACGGGGGUCUCUCCCCGGCGACCCGCCUCCCCUACCAGGCCGACCAGGCCUCCCUGGCCCGCUCCCCUCAGCUGGCGCUAGGCCAGGGUCUCGCCGCCAGCCUCCCCAAACCGGACGGCGUGCCCCCCAAAGGGUACUUCCCGUCGGGCAAGAAGAGGGGGCGCCCCUUGGGAAGCAUCAACAAGACCAAGCGGCAGCUGCAGCCAUGCCGGGGCCUGCAGACCCUGGGGGAGGAGGCAGACGAGAGCGCCCCCAAGAAGAGGCGGCCCAGGAGGAAGAAGGCGCCUCUACACUCACGGCCCAGGAGGAGGAGGAAGCCAGAGGCCCCAGCGGCCUUACCCCAAGAGCCCGAGAUCAAACUGAGACACGUGGGGGGCCGGGUCACCCGCAGGAGGAGGGGGGACGCCCAGGACCGGAUCUUCUCGCCGUACGUACUCCUGGAACGGAGGCGGGAGGCAGUGCUGCUUUGCACCAUUAUCAACACCCAGGAGGAUGAGCGGAACCGGGGCCAGAGAGGGCCCCAGAGUCACCAGGGGCCCGCGUCCGCCCCCACCCCCACCAGCUGCGCCGGCAAAGUCCUGCCCACCUCCUCGCACAUGGUGGCGGGCCCCCUGGUGACAGAGAGCUCCACCCUCGGCCUGCUGCUGUGCUGCUUGUGCGGGAAGUGCGCCAACCACCGCGACCUGGGUGACCUCUUCGGGCCCUACUACCCCUACCUUUACGCCAGCACCUUGCCCAAGAACCCCCCCGCCAAGAAGCUGCUGCCCCCGCCCAGCCGCAUCAAGGUCCGGCACAAAAGCAUGCCCGAGCUCCUAAAGACUGGUCAUUCGGAGGACGAGGGCAAGGAGCCUGGCGCUGUCCUGGGGCACACGCGUUUGAAAAGGCGCCACUACUCUGAGGACUGUACCCCGUCGUGGGCCAGUCCCCGCAGCAACAAAGGUCACCGUCGCUGCUACUGUUGUGAGAAAUCGCCGUCGUCAGUGUCCGCACGGACUCCGCGAUUGAAAAGUGAGCUCAGUUCCCAGGUGGACCUUCAGUUGCCUCAACUACCUCUCGAUCCCAAUGAACUGUGGGUGCACGGCGCCUGUGUGCUCUGGGCCAGUGAGGUCUACCUGGUCUCGGGGAGUCUCUACGGACUACAGGAGGCGGUGGAAAUGGGCCGAGAGACG
Messenger RNA from Chiloscyllium plagiosum (whitespotted bambooshark), 1977 nucleotides. The record is from RefSeq and is a predicted model, not a curated record. NCBI's taxonomy places the organism in Eukaryota, Metazoa, Chordata, Chondrichthyes, Orectolobiformes, Hemiscylliidae.